Molecule: messenger RNA, 4550 nt
Organism: Corythoichthys intestinalis (scribbled pipefish)
Lineage: Eukaryota; Metazoa; Chordata; Actinopteri; Syngnathiformes; Syngnathidae
Gene: efemp2a
Product: EGF containing fibulin extracellular matrix protein 2a
Exons: 11
Coding region: 408-1706 (432 amino acids)
Molecular function (GO): calcium ion binding
Source: RefSeq, a predicted model, not a curated record
UGUUGUUCGCUCGCCAUUUGGACGGAUUUUUGGGCCGCGGACCAGGAAUUCGCAUCUCUAGGCCAGGGGCCUAGGGGGGCUCCGCUGGGGGCGGGGGGCUAAAGACGGACGAGUGGGCGGUCCGCUCGCUGCCUGGCUCUCUCUCUCUCUCUCUCUCUCUCUCUCCCUCCCUUCCUUCUUCUUCCUUCCUUCCUUCCUUCCGCAUGUGUUCAGCUGCUCCAGCUGUCUCGCGCUCAGUCUCUCGCCGCCGGGAACCGCAGUCGGACUCACCGGGGUCAAGCCGACGACCGCUGCUGGCUGAUGCCGAUUGAGCGUUCGACAUCGACCGCCUUUCUUUCCCCUGCCUGAUCGCUGCGUGUGCGCGCACACGCGUGUGUUUAUGUGUGAUCUGGCCUGACGUGAGUAGUAUGCAGGGUGCGUGCGUGGCAAUCGUGUGCGCGCUCCUCCAAGGCGUCGUUUCGCAGCCGCCCAAAGAAAUGGACACUCAAACGGAAUGCACGGAUGGCUAUCAUUGGGACCCUCAGACAGAGCACUGCAAAGACAUAAAUGAGUGCGAGACCAUCCCCGACGCGUGCAAAGGGGAGAUGAAAUGCUUCAACCACUACGGCGGCUACCUGUGCCUCCCCCGCUCGGCCUCGGUCAUCCCGGCCCCGGAGCCCCCGGCGGCGCCCACCGAGGCCUUCAACCCUUGCCCCCUGGGCUACGAGCCUCAGGGAGACAGCUGCGCGGACGUGGACGAGUGCGAGCGAGACGAAGACGACUGCCAGCCCAGCCAGCGGUGCGUCAACACCUUGGGGGCCUUCGCCUGCCACUGCCCCGACGGCUACCGCAAAGUGGGCACCGAGUGCAUCGACAUCGACGAGUGCAGGUACCGCUACUGCCAGCACCGCUGCGUCAACGUUCCCGGUUCCUUCACGUGCCAGUGCGAGCCCGGGUUCCAGCUGGCGGGAAACAACCGAUCCUGCGUCGACGUGAACGAGUGCGAAAUGGGCGCUCCGUGCGCUCAGCGCUGCUACAACACGUACGGCACCUUCCUGUGUCGCUGCGACCACGGCUACGAGCUGGGAGCCGACGGAUUCGCUUGUAACGACGUGGACGAGUGCGGCUACUCCAGCUACUUGUGCCAGCACCGCUGCGUCAACCAGCCGGGAAAGUUCUCUUGCGUCUGCCCCCAAGGCUACCAGCUGCAAGGCACGCGACUCUGCCAGGACAUCAACGAAUGCGAGACGGGCGAGCAUCAGUGCACGUCGGCGCAGACGUGCGUCAACAUCCACGGAAGAUACCAGUGCGUGGACGCCGACCGAUGUCUGGAUCCCUACGUGCAGGUGUCGGAAAAUCGCUGCGUGUGUCCGGCGACGAAGGCGGCGUGCCGAGAUCUGCCCUUUUCCAUCGUGCACCGCUACAUGAGCAUCGCGUCGGAGCGCUCGGUGCCGUCCGACGUCUUCCAGAUCCAAGCCACCAGCGUCUCCCCCGGCGCCUACAACACCUUCCGCAUUCGCUCGGGCGACCCGCACGGAGACUUCUACAUCCGGCAAAUCAACAACAUCAGCGCCAUGCUGGUGCUGGCCCGCGCCGUGUCGGGGCCACGCGAGUACACGCUGGACCUGGAGAUGCUGUCCGUCAACCCGCUGCUCAGCUACCAGGGCACCUACCAGAGCAGCUCCGCCCUCAGACUCUCCAUCUACAUCGGACCCUACGCCUUCUAGGCCUCGCUUACCGGCCGUCACAUUUGGGACAUUGGAACCACCCCCUUUUCUUUUCAUUUCUUUUGUGUUACCUUCUGAACCCCAAUAAAAAAACAUACUUCUGCUCCCAAUUUCAUGAGCCUCAAAUGAGAAAGUGAUGACGCCGUCGCGGAAUUGCGUCUCGUCCCCCCCCCCCCGAACAGAAGCGCGCACCCGCCGGCCCGUCUGUUGUCACCGAGGGUGGUGGUGAUGAGUCAUACGUGUUCACGCGGUUGUUUAAUUCCGAGCGCGCCCACUAGAGGGCAGUACGCAUACACAAACGCAAAAUGCACCAUUUAUUACACAAACGCGGAUUUUCAAACUCCUUGACACACAUUUCCCCUCCUACACAAACAAGCGCUGCGGUGUGUGUGGCCGCUCUUGCAUAAGAAAAGUCGACAUAGACUAAUACUGAAAUCAUAAUAACAAUAGAUUUUAUUUUCUAGGCGCCUGUCGGGACACUCAAGCUCACUGUACAAGAUAAGUCAAAAGUAAUAGGCCUGCAAACUGAAGCAAUUGUCAGAGAAUCCCACAAUGUGAACCCCCCCCCCCCCCUUUUUUUUUUUUUUUUUUUAAAUUUAAGAAGAAAAAAAAAAGUGACUAUGUGUAAUAAGCGCUCUAAUAUCUAUAACCCUUGCUGAAUCCUGAUUUUUUUUCCCCCUCAUGGAACCUGCAAAUGCAUGUGUUGACUUUCAUCCAUUAAAAAAAAAUUUUUUUUUUUUUUAAGAAAAUUCAAUAUUCUGAAUUAAUCUCAAAAUCAUGACAUUCUAAGUGUAUCAAAUGUAGCUGUAAUGACAGAUAAAAUUAUGAGGAAGAAUAAGCCUGUCUGAAUAAAUAUGUUUGAAGAGAGUGGUUAGUGUCUGCCCCCCCCCCCCAAAAAAAAACAAAAACAGUAUAUUUGAUGAUAAUAUUGGAUGUUUUUCCUUUUUCUGGAAGGUAUAUGGCAAAAAUGAAACUUCAGUUUAACAAUAAAGAAACAUUCAUUUUUGGUUAAAAUAAUGAUUUGGAUUCAAAAUAGUUUUUCAAAUUUUUGGAUUUGGAUGAAAACCGGUGAAGGAUUGUACAAAGGAGUAUCAGGGCAAAAGAAUAGAGACGUAAUAUGUACGGUUAGCUAAAUUAGUUGCUAUGUACCUUACAUCACGUUUACACACUUUAUGUAAUAGGUUUGGUCUCAACAUUGGUAACCUACUUUUUGCUGCAUGGGGAACGCAACAUGAAGAGAUUAGUUGAACAGGGCUACAUUUCUCACCAAUACGAACCUAAAUAGGCUAAAUGAUCCAAAUAAAUCUGGAUUGACUUCUACUAACUUUUAUAAACUUUGUUUUCAAAAUCUACCAAGGAAAGAUUUUCAAAACUUCCAGAAUAAAUGUCUGGAUUAACAAAUUUAAAUUGCAAUAUCUGAACAUAAAUUAUAUGAACAUACACAAUAAACACAAACUUGUUAAUUAAUCAUCUCUUAACAAUCCAGAAAUGUAGAAAAAAAGGGGGACCACUCAACAUUGUCUGUCUAAAUAAACAAAUCGAAAAUAGCUGGAAAAAACGUCUUAGGGAAUAACAAGAAUAAAAAUGGAGCCCUUCUUCAUGUAAAACACUACUGCUUUUUUCCACAAGCACAGCCAAACUCAACAAACAAUGAUUUGGUCUGCUCUAAGACCACACAAAUCAGAUAACAUGAAAAUUGGGGCGAACCUCAGUUCACUACAUUUCUCGCACUUUUAUUAACUUUGACAGGAGGAAACAAAUACAGACUGACACUUCUCUCUAAGCAGCAUCCUACUCACGUUUUGCAGGUUAGCAAAUUCACACAGUUGAACGUUGUGCUAACUCUGAUGCAGGUCGGACUUUCAGUAGCAAAAUUAGGGGUGUGUUCCCCACCCCCAUAACAUUGACGUCUUUUUACAUUACUUAGCAGUUGCUGCUGCUGAAAAAACUUCCAAUGUCCCUCCUCUUUGAAGGGGGCGGAGCAGGCGGCGUGUUGUAUUUCUGUUGGGGCUGUGUGUGUGUGUGUGUGGGGGGGGGGCUUCAAGUCAUCAACCAAUCAUGCGUUUGAGGGGGAAAAAAUGGACUAGCACAUUCAGCAAGUAAAAAGGGUUAAAUGUAAGUCUGAACAUAAUGAAAAUAAUUCACUAAAUAAUGGGAGGGCCAAUUCUAUCCUUACAGCAUAUGGGAAAAUAAUCGAAAUGACCUAUAUACAGUAUAUAAUGCAAAUAAGGUUGCUUAAAAGUUGUUGGAAACACUUUGCGCAGCCUGAAAAGUUGCUGGUAUUUUGUUCCUAUAUACUGUCCCUACGCAAACGUUGUGUAAUAUUGAAUUGGAACUAUAUUGUUUUGUUGUAUUAUUCCCGUGAGUUUAUAUUUUUGGACCUGUUUCAUAAAUAAAGAAAUAUGUGAGCUUUUGGUUCAUCAAAAUGAUCAUCUACAAUUAAUCUAUGAGUCAUACAAAAACAAAAACAAAAUAGGACUACAAGAUUCAAGUCAAUGUACGAGAGAAUACGUUUGUCUCCAUUUAUAUUCAAUGAAUAUAAAUUUUGUACUUUAAUCCUAUAUUUUUUUCUUUCUUUGGCCCUAAUAUGCCGUCGUAGAAAUGGGUUUUUAAAAAAAUCUGAUUCAUUUAUGGUCCAAAAAGGUGGCUGUUGCGUCAAAAAAAAAAAAAAAAAAAAAAAAAAAAAAAGUUCAUUUUUUUGGACAAAAGGAUUCACGUUUGGAGCCAAAAUGUUACGUGUUGUCAAAAUAUGUUUAUUUUUGGUCUAGAGGGAAUCAUUUUUGCUCCAAAACGUGGAGUCGGUCGUUUUGCAUCAGAAUCAUUCCGAUUGCUUACUGAACUCGU